GGCUUACUAUAUAUGUAAUUGAUCGUUGAUCUUUUAAUCUUCUUUGUAUGUUGCAGUGGAUGCUGUACUAAGUGGAAGACUAAGAGUCAUAGUGAUGUAAGUUAAUCUAUUGCUAAGUUUCAUGAAAUAAUAUUGUUUUGAAUCAUGAAACAUUCCAGCAAAGAUUACAUUAAUAUGAAAUCACAUUGAAACUAGAACAAGAUUUACAUUUAAGAGUAAAAUAUGUAGUUGAAUUUUUCGUCACUUACACCACUAUGAUAACAUCAUUCUUUCACUUAGUUUUAUUAAAGCAUAGUACGUGAUAAUUAUAUGUUUACAGGAAUACCAGAUGAAGGAGGUUUAAGACCUUUAUGUUGGAAACUUUUAUUAAAUUAUCUACCUUCAACACGAGCCAGUUGGUCAGAAACCCUUACUCGUAAAAGAACGCUUUAUAAAACUUUUAUUGGUACAGUAUGAUUUUUGUGUUUAAUUUGUAAAAACAUAUAAUAAGUCCGGUUUUAUAAAUUUUCUGAUUUCUAUGUUUUGCAGAGGAUCUCAUUGUCACACCGGGUGAAGCAAAUAGUGAUGGAGAAAGAGUAGAUGUUACACUUCAUGAUCAUCCACUAAAUUUAAAUCCUGAUAGCAAGUGGCAAACCUACUUCAAGGAUAACGAAGUUCUUCUACAAAUAGACAAGGAUGUUAGGAGAUUGUGUCCAGAUAUAUCAUUCUUCCAACAAGGUACAGAUUAUCCACGUAAAGAGAUUGUAAAUGCAAGUGGACAAAGGCGUUUACACCAUAGAGUACAGCACACAGUUUUAAGGAGCGCAAAUGUAGAGAGGAAGGGACUUGGUGUCACUAAGAUAGCGGUAUCUGUUAGAAAAGCUACAGAAGAUUAUGCACCACUAGCUGAAGGUGGCGAAGCUCAUUGGGAAGUUUUAGAAAGAAUACUUUUCCUGUAUGCAAAAUUAAACCCAGGACAAGGAUAUGUGCAGGGCAUGAAUGAAAUUGUUGGUCCUAUAUAUCAUGCAUUUGCUUGUGAUCCUGAUCAAACGUGGAGAGAGCAUGCAGAAGCAGAUACAUUUUUUUGCUUCACUAAUUUGAUGAGCGAAAUUCGCGACUUCUUUAUCAAAUCAUUGGACGAAGCUGAGUUUGGGAUAAACUCGAUGAUGAGUAAACUUACAACUCAAGUGAAGGUUAAUGAUCCCGAAGUUUGGAUGCGUUUACAUCAACAAGAAUUAUGUCCACAAUAUUACAGUUUCAGAUGGCUAACGCUUCUUCUCUCACAAGAAUUUCCAUUACCCGAUGUUAUGAGAAUUUGGGAUUCUCUUUUUGCUGACGAAAACAGAUUCAGUUUCUUGAUACAUAUUUGCUGUGCCAUGAUCUUGUAAAUAUUUCUUAUAAUAAAUUUUUAUUUCAAAUAUAAAUGUAAAUUAAGCACGUGAAACUUUCUAGGCUCUUGAGGGACCAAUUACUUGCCGGAGAUUUUGCUACAAACGUUAAACUUUUACAAGUAAAUGAUAUUUUCUAUGUUUGAACGAUUUUUUAAAAUGCUAUUGAAUUUAAUACAGUAAUAUUCAUUCUGAUUUUAUUUUAGAAUUUUCCUUCAGUGGACAUUCAGAUAGUACUUUCUAAGGCAGCUGCUUUGGCAGGCAAGAGUCUCAAUUCACCAUAA
Heterotrigona itama is the source of this 1651-nucleotide messenger RNA. NCBI's taxonomy places the organism in Eukaryota, Metazoa, Arthropoda, Insecta, Hymenoptera, Apidae. The record is from the annotation of a GenBank genome assembly.